CAACGGUUGAUAAUGAUAAUGAUGAAUAGAUAUUUACAGCUUCGUCUCCGGGUUUGCAACAAAGGGGAUUUAGGAUUGGGAAGUGUUAUUGCAGAGAAAAACGCAUUUUUUCUUCAUCCUUGUGGUUUUGUGCUAUGUGUAGCAUCAUUUCGAAGACGCACUACCAUUUAGGACAACUUCCAUUGAAGCCACUUCAUUCUAGUAAGAGAGAGUAUGGAAUUGGGAGGGUGAAGAUGAAUGGGAGAAUGGGGGUGGUGUGUAUGGGGAUGCUUGCACCCAGAAAGUUCAUGCAGAGAAGGAAGAAAUUGGAAGUGUUCAAGGAUGCUGCUGAUGAAGCUGAUCAGAAGAAUUGGAGGAGGCUCAUGAACCAAAUUGACGAGACCGGUUCCGCUGUUUCCGUCCUCAUUUCUGAGAAGAAAGCAAACCACACUCUUCCUAGAGACCUUAUCCUUGGUACCUUGGUUAGGUAUAAACAACUCAAAAGGUGGAACUUUGUUGUUGAGAUUCUUGAAUGGCUUCGGACUCAAAGUUGGUGGGAUUUCGGUAAGAUGGAUUUUGUUAUGCUUAUAACGGCUUAUGGAAAGCUGGGAGACUUCAAUAAUGCUGAGAAGGUCUUGAGCUUGAUGAAUAAGAAUGGGUAUCCACCAAAUGUAGUAGCUCAGACUGCACUUAUGGAGGCAUAUGCGAAAGGAGGUCGAUGCAGUAGCGCCGAAACAAUAUUUCGUAGGAUGCAGAGAUCAGGCCCUGAACCUUCUGCAGUAACAUAUCAGAUAAUACUCAAUGCGUUUGUUCAGGGGAACAAGUUUAAAGAAGCUGAAGAAGUAUUUGAAAAUCUACUGAAUGAUGAAAAAUCGCCUUUGAAACCAGAUCAGAAGAUGUUUCAUAUGAUGAUUUAUAUGUAUAAGAAGGCAGGAAGUUAUGAGAAGGCUCGCAAGGCAUUUGCAGUGAUGGCUGAACGGGGAAUUGAACAAUCUACAGUUACAUAUAACAGCUUGAUGUCAUUUGAAACAAAUUACAAGGAAGUUUCAAACAUAUAUGAUCAGAUGCAAAGAGCUGGUCUCAGACCUGAUGUUGUGAGCUAUGCCUUACUCAUCAAUGCUUACGGGAAGGCCAGGAGGGAGGAAGAAGCACUAGCUGUAUUUGAGGAAAUGCUUGAUGCCGGUGUCAGACCAACCAGGAAGGCUUACAAUAUUUUACUAGAUGCAUUUUCAAUAUCUGGAAUGGUAGAACAAGCUCGGACAGUGUUUAAGAGCAUGAGAAGAGAUAGAUGCUCACCGGAUAUUUGCUCAUACACUACCAUGUUAUCAGCUUAUGUGAAUGCAUCUGACAUGGAGGGUGCUGAGAAGUUUUUCAAGAGAUUGAUACAAGAUGGUUUUGAGCCCAAUGUUGUAACCUAUGGAACCUUAAUCAAAGGUUAUGCUAAGAUAAAUGAUCUUGGGAAGGUAACACAGAAGUACGAGGAAAUGCUUAAGCGCGGCAUCAAGGCGAAUCAGACUAUUCUGACCAACAUCAUGGAUGCAUAUGGAAAAUCCGGUGACUUCGACAGCGCUGUCCUUUGGUUCAAGGAAAUGAAGUCUCCUGAUCAGAAAGCCAAAAACGUCCUUCUAUCUUUAGCAAAUACAGAGGAGGAGAGAAAAGAGGCUAAUGACCUUGCAUUGCAUUCCAAUUUACCUAAAGUUAAUGGUGUUAGCAAAUUAGGUGAUGAAGAUGAUGAUGAGAAUGAGAAUGAGAAUGAUAACGAUAACGAUCAAGAACAUAAUUAUGAAUAUUUUGAUGCACAGUUGAGCAUGGCCUAUGAUGAACAAUCCAGAGUUCCCAGCUGAUGACCGAGAAGUUCUGGAAGUCUCAUUACAAAUUUUGUUUAUUGUCAAAUUUAGGAUCUUUAUGUUUUUCUUUUUCUGUGGUGCAAUUAUAUUAUAGACAAACAAUUCUUUUCUUUUUCUUCAAUUAUUUUCGAAAGUGUUCAUUUCAA
This is a messenger RNA of Arachis ipaensis, 1972 nucleotides long. RefSeq names its product Tetratricopeptide repeat (TPR)-like superfamily protein. Gene Ontology annotation, cellular component: chloroplast. Lineage: Eukaryota; Viridiplantae; Streptophyta; Magnoliopsida; Fabales; Fabaceae. Gene Ontology annotation, molecular function: protein binding; mRNA binding. Gene Ontology annotation, biological process: RNA processing. The record is from RefSeq and is a predicted model, not a curated record.